Messenger RNA from Culex quinquefasciatus (southern house mosquito), 3714 nucleotides. RefSeq names its product solute carrier family 26 member 6 (gene Prestin). Gene Ontology annotation, biological process: transmembrane transport. Lineage: Eukaryota; Metazoa; Arthropoda; Insecta; Diptera; Culicidae. Bases 1228 to 3252 code for a protein of 674 amino acids. Gene Ontology annotation, cellular component: membrane. Gene Ontology annotation, molecular function: chloride transmembrane transporter activity; bicarbonate transmembrane transporter activity; sulfate transmembrane transporter activity. The record is from RefSeq and is a predicted model, not a curated record. The transcript is spliced from 5 exons.
CGCCGUGGUUCAGUCUACGCCGGAACCCUUAAGCCAACACCAGCCAGCUGAUCCCACGGUUCUACUCCCCAAACAACCUGACCCGUUGAAUCAACAAGACUUGGUUGGGUGUUCAGGGAAUACGGAGGAGGAACCUCCCAAAUAUUUGAACAACAAUCCCGUUCGUGUGUGCAACUCUGGAACACCUCGCGAUGCCUCUACUGAACAGUUUCGCCGCGAACUCUGAAGAAGCUUGAGACAAAAGUAGAUUUGUCUCAUCGGGCUAGGUUUUGGCGAUUUCUACUGUAUAUAAAAUGUGCGCCGCGAUUCGUUCGGCCAGUAAGUCGGCAGGUUCGGCGAGUUGGAUUGGAGCUUCCACCGGAAUUGUGACCUUCUGCUGGAGUUAGUGUGUGUUUGUGUUCAGGAAGUUCUGCGUGCAACCGGUGUGACCUCCAAGUCGAUCAGCUGGGCAACCUCGUGGUGAAAGGGUCGACCCGUCUAAUACACGACUUACAGUCGUUCAGUUGUGGUGAAAUUCAAGUGCAGCUAGGGGGAGCUGUAACUGUUACAGCUGAUAGCUGGCGAGCUCGUAGAGAGUCAAGAAAGAAAGGUUAUCAGCUGGCUCAAGGAAGACAGCAGCUACAGCUGAACAACGCGAAUUCUUGAAUUGCUGGACUGUCAAGUUCCGUUAAGAAUCGUCCGAAAUUUACGAGCCAGACACCGGUCUCGACAGUAUCAACAAAAACUGCCGAUCAGUCUACUACGCGAAAGUAGUGCUUCCUCGUAAGCAAGAGAGUUGCGUCUCGGAAGUGAUCAAAACCAAACAAGCCAAACCGAUCGUCACCAGCUACUAAUACUAAUAGCUGCAAGUACGAUCGUCGUCAGCCUUAUCGCCAACGAGUUGAUUCGUUGUUUUGUUUCGGAUCCACAGUAGUGUUCACGCGCUCAACCGGAGCGAACGCGCGUUCUCCGGCUGCUACUCCUCGUAACUUGAACUUCUCGCUUGGUGUUCUGCUCGUACGCUGAGCAAGUGUUCAGAAGAAGAACCUGCGGGUUCAGUGAUUUCUCGCACGCCCGUUGGAAACUGCUGACGAAACGGCGCGCGUUUGUUUGUUUUGUUGUUAUGCAAUUUAAUUCUGACUAAUAAAAAUAAAAGGAAAAAAACGAGGGGGGACAAACCAAUCAAGUUGCAGCAGAGAUAUUGAUCAACGCAAAUCGAAUUGUCCCAAAAAGAGAAACAACAUCAUCAUGCUGAACCAAAAGGGAACCUCUUCGGAUGCUAGCACGGUGAAAGUGAAACCGGAGUACAACGAGCUGAGCUAUCUCGUGACGAGGCAGUGUCUCCACCAGGAGGAGUUCAACCAGCUGUCGCAGUAUGACCGGGUCAAGCCGACGCCGGCCGAAUCGCUGAUCAACUCGGUGCGCGAGUUCCGCUGCUUCCAGACGUUCCUCGGCUUCAUCCCGAUCCUGCAAUGGCUGCCCAAGUACUCGCUGAAGCGCGACCUCAUGGGGGACAUCACCGCCGGGGUGACCACCGCCGUCAUGCACAUCCCCCAGGGCAUGGCGUACGGACUGCUCGCGGGAGUUCCGGCCAACGUGGGCCUGUACAUGGCGUUCUUUCACUGUCUGACGUACGCGGUGUUCGGGACGUCGAGGCACAUCUCAGUGGGGACGUUUGCGGUGGUGAGUUUGAUGACCGCUAAGGUUGUGGCGACCUACUCGACGGUUGUGCCGGCUGUGAUCAAUGGGACGGACGCGUUGCUACCACCGGCGGAUCCGACGGAACCGAUCUACACGCCCAUUCAGGUCGCGACGGCGGUGUCGUUUGUGGCGGGAUGUUUUCAUAUCGUCAUGAGCUUGAUCCGGUUGGGUACGCUGUCCGCACUGCUGAGUGAGCCUCUGGUCAGUGGGUUCACAACGGCCGCCGCGAUCCACGUGUUGGUCAGCCAGCUGAAGGACCUGCUCGGGGUUUCGAUCCCCCGCUAUAAGGGUGCCUUCAAGAACAUCUUCUCGAUGCGGGACAUCAUCGAGCAGGUCCCAAACUCGAAUCUCUCAGCCGUUUACACCUCGACGAUUGUGAUCUUGUUUAUGAUCUUCAUGAACGAGUACAUGAAGCCGUGGGCUUCGAAGAAGUGUAAAUUCCCGAUCCCGGCGGAGUUGCUUGUGGUCGUUGGAGGUACCGCCGCGUCGUACUUUAUUGGACUCGGACCGAACUUUGGCGUAACGCUGGUCGGGGUGAUUCCCGUGGGUCUACCUGCGCCCGAAAUGCCUCCGCUAGCGCUGAUCAAACUGGUUGCCGUUGACACGAUCGCACUCACCAUCGUCAGCUACUCGAUCGUCAUGUCCAUGGGACUGAUUUUUGCCCAGAAGGAGAACUACGAGGUUCGUGCCAACCAGGAGUUGAUCGCGAUGGGUGCAACGAACAUCUUUGGAUCGUUCUUCUCGUGCAUUCCGACGGCGUGUUCACUGUCGCGAUCGCUGAUCCAACAUCAGGCAGGGGGAAAGACUCAGAUCACCGGGGUGGUUUCGUCCAUGUUGAUCUUGGUUGUGCUGCUGUGGGUUGGACCGUACUUUGAAACGCUCCCACGUUGCGUCCUGGCCUCGAUCAUCUUCGUCGCACUGAAAGGCAUGUUGUGGCAAGUCAAGCACAUCAAGAAGUUCCACCUGGAAGGUACGCUGGAGCUGUUCGUUUGGCUCGUUACCUUCCUCAGCGUGGUGAUCAUCGACAUCGACAUCGGUCUGCUGGUCGGCGUGUUGUUUUCGUUGGUGGCUCUCUACAUCAAGGGCUGGAAGACCUACUACAGCCUGCUCGGAACGGUUCCGGAGACCGCGAUCUACGUUGACAUCGGCAGUCAUCACCGCGCCGAGGAGGUGCCACACGUUAAGAUCUUCAAGUACAGUGGCCCAAUCAACUUUGCCAGCAAGGCCACCUUCAAGAGGGCCCUCACCAAGGAAGUCGGCAUCGACCAAAGUCUCGUCCACCGCGCUUCCCGGUACGACGCCGCCGGAGAAGGCGCCGGUCUCCAGCUCAUCAAAACCGUCAUCAUCGACCUGUCGAGCGUGGCCCACAUCGACACCGCUGCCUGCAAGACGUUCAGUGAGAUCAAGAAGGAAAUGGCCGCCGUCGGCGUCGCCACGCUGAUCGCGAACCCCUCGGACAACGUGUACGACACGCUGCUGCACGCGGAGUCCAUCGGCGAGGGCGGGUUCCACAUCUUCCCGACGAUACACGACGCGGUUCUGUACGCCCAGGGUGCGGUCUCGGCGGUCUAACCGCCUGGAACCUCAGGUUAAAGAUGAUGUGCCAAAGAGAAGCGAGAACUUCGAACAUGUGCCUUUAAAGAAACUCUCUUUCUGUUAGGGAGGUCCGACGAGUAGCAGAACAAGAAUAGUUUAGUAGUUUAUGAAACUUAUAGAACAACCUAGUACUUAAGGCAAGAUUGACUCAAUUUUAAACACGAAAGAACAGAAAAAAACUUAGGUAACACGUACGUACUACAUCUCAUCGAAAAUGUAUCUCGUUUAGCGAAAUUGUAACUUUAAUAAGUGAGUACCCGUUUUAGGCUGAUUGUUGAAGAGUAUUUUAUUUCGUUUUUUUUGUUAUAACUAUUCAAGUGGUACGCGAAGCAGCUCUGAAAGUGCGUAAUUUAUACACUAACAAGAUGAAUUAUCCCACACCUACACUAUUGACAAUAUUUAUUGUAAAUAAAUACAAAAAAAAAAUGUUUGCAAAAA